Saccharomyces mikatae IFO 1815 is the source of this 1464-nucleotide messenger RNA. RefSeq names its product E3 ubiquitin-protein ligase RAD18 (gene RAD18). The coding region runs from base 1 to 1464 and encodes 487 amino acids. Gene Ontology annotation, biological process: DNA damage tolerance; protein monoubiquitination. The record is from RefSeq and is a predicted model, not a curated record. Gene Ontology annotation, molecular function: single-stranded DNA binding; ubiquitin protein ligase activity. Gene Ontology annotation, cellular component: nucleus; Rad6-Rad18 complex. The transcript has a single exon. Lineage: Eukaryota; Fungi; Ascomycota; Saccharomycetes; Saccharomycetales; Saccharomycetaceae.
AUGGAUCACCAAAUAACCACUGCAAGUGACUUCAGAACCACUUCAAUACCAAAUCUAUACCAAUUGGAUACACUUUUAAGGUGCCACAUUUGUAAAGAUUUUUUAAAGGUCCCCGUGUUAACACCUUGCGGUCACACAUUUUGUUCCCUUUGCAUUAGAACACAUUUGAAUAAUCAACCGAAUUGCCCUCUAUGCCUUUAUGAGUUCAGGGAAUCCUUACUUAGAAGUGAGUUCCUUGUUAAUGAAAUCAUUCAAUGUUACACAGAUGUACGAUCUUCCUUACUGAAUGCGUUAAAAAUACAGAAACCUAUCACUACGCCUGGGAAUAAUAAAGGACGAAAUCCACAGGAUUCCUCGUUGAUAGAACUUACAUCUGAGUCUGAAAAUGAGAGUUCAAACGCCGCCGAUGAUGAUUUACAAAUUGUGGCAACGAGUGAAAGAAAACCCGCCAAAAGAUCGAUGACUGAUAUAUUACCGCUAAGUUCUAAGCCAUCUAAAAGGAAUUUUGCGAUGUUUAGAAGUGAACGGAUUAAGAGAAAAUCCAAAUCAAAUGAUCAAAUGGCUCAAUGCCCUAUUUGUCAGCAAUUCUAUCCUCUUAAAUCCCUUGAAAAGACUCAUUUGGAUGAGUGCUUAACUUUACAAUCGCUGGGAAAAAAACCAAAUGUCUCGCCAAACUUUAUUCAAGACUCAAAAACGCAGGGCAAAGAGACACCUAGGCUAAAGUCGCAAACUCCAGAAGUUGAUAGAAGCCAUAGUGAUAAGACCUCACAUGUGGAUAAAUAUCUAAAUUCAAUGAUAAGUGCAGAACACCAGAGACUCCCAAAAAUUAAUUUUACGUCUAUGACCCAAUCUCAAAUAAAACAGAAACUGUCAUCAUUAGGGUUAUCAACUAAUGGUACCAGGCAAAACAUGAUUAGAAGAUACAAUCACUAUGAAAUGAUUUGGAAUUCAAAUUUUUGUGAUUCUUUAGAUCCCGUUGAUGAAGCUGAACUUAAAAGACAAUUAUUAAGCUGGGAUGUUUCGCAUAAUAAGACGUCUCAAAAUAACAGUACGAAUGGUGGAAUUUCCAAGUUAAUGAUGAUGAAAAGCAUUGGAAAGUCCUCUUCAUACAGAGUAUUACUUGAAAAUUUCAAAAAUGAUAAAUUCAAUAGAAAAGGAUGGAUUAUUAUGUUUCGAAAAGAUUUCGCCAGGCUUAUCAAGGAAGCAAAAUCAAAAAUAAGGACAGGUUCACCAAAGGGUUCCGAUUUAGCAGGACUAAUCAAUAACGAAGACGAUAGCAGAGAAGUUCAAAGCUGCGAGGGAACCAGAAGGCAGCAAAUGGGGGAGGAGCAAGGGACUACUAACAAGGAAAGGCGAGGAAGUAAUGAGGCAAAUUUACCCAAUGAGGAUUUAACAGAUGCUGACUUAUCAAGAGAAUUGAUGGAUAUGAACGAAGAUGGUAAAGAUCCACCCGGUAACGAUUGA